AUGGCAUCUCUAGUUGGCGCUGAGACAGUUCAGGCAAACCCUGGACGUCUCGGCUACAGCAAGGAUGAGCUCAACGUUGUCUGGCAGAUGAGCGCCGCAGCCUUGCCGGUGAACAACAACGAGAUCAUCAUCCCCAAGUACGUCGCCACUAGACUUAGCGAAGAGAACAUCAAUGCUCUCAAAGCUCGCCUGAGUGACUGCCUGGAUGGUUGUCGCACCGAGACUGUUGUUGAUCACGCUGCUCAAGUCUUUCGGAUUCGUAAAGCUAUCGAUCCCGUUGUCUUUGGAGACGAUCAUGCCACCUACCGCAGCUUGUCAUCGCCAUCCAGUUCACCGCAGUCCCUCAUGUCGGCUUCUAAUCCCAUCAACUCUGCUUUCUCCGGCCAGCCCACCGACAUUGGCAUGAAACCAAAGCCAGCUAAAGUGGUCCGAUUGCCUGGCAAGAAAUCCAAAAUUCCUCGUCCACCCAACGCUUUCAUCCUCUACCGUCAGAAACACCACCCGAAGGUCAAGGCUGAGAAUCCCUUCAUAAAGAACAAUGACAUCUCAAUUCUCCUUGGUCAGCAAUGGAAAGCAGAAUCUGAAGGUGUCAAGGCACAAUACAAGGCAUUGGCAGACAAGAUGAAGGCCAAGCACACUGCCGAGAAUCCUGGAUACCAGUACGCGCCUCGCAGGGCUUCGGAGAAGAAGCGUCGCAUGACUGUCCGGAAGCUUGCCCAGCUCCGCUUGAGUGAUGCCGUAUCUGAUGAACAAUCCAACCCAGACACCGAGAUGGCAGACGUGCAAGCCACCGAGAGAGUUGACCUCUUCGGCAAUGGAUUGCCCAACCGUCAUGCAGCUCCCUUCAUGUUACAAGCUCAUGCCGCGGUGCCGGCUUCUGCUUCUGAAAUCAUUGGCAAUGAGCGUCCAGACUUUCCUAGCCAUAUCGAGCAUCACGGAGAUGGUCAGAUGUCUCUCAAUUUCCCCACCGGCCACUCUCUGGUUGAAUACGACUACAUGAUCAAGUUGGAUACUGCUCGUGAUGCUGCUGUUGCUGAGAAUCCUGCUGCCGAUGUCCCCGUAUCUCAUACCAUCACUUUUGACAAUGCUGGAAGAGCCACCAUCACCGCAAUUCAGAACCCUCAUGCUGUCAACGGUACUAUUGCUGUGAAUGAUCUUAUCGACUGGGAAGGCUUACGAAGAGACAUCGACAUCAUUGCUACCAUGAUUGAUAUGCCAGAACGAAGACAGUCACCAGCGCAGCAGUCUGCAGCAGCUGUUCAGCAAGCUGCAUCACAAUCCGCUUCACCUGUCCAGCAGGCCUCUACCACAGAACCCGCUGCAACCAUUUUCGGCUUUGAUGAUGAGGCAGAGCGUUUGGAAUUCCAAGAUAGACUCGACGACAUCCUCUGGAUGUCUGAGUGA
Messenger RNA from Capronia coronata CBS 617.96, 1404 nucleotides. RefSeq lists its product as uncharacterized. The transcript has 2 exons. Lineage: Eukaryota; Fungi; Ascomycota; Eurotiomycetes; Chaetothyriales; Herpotrichiellaceae. Gene Ontology annotation, biological process: cell differentiation; anatomical structure morphogenesis; negative regulation of transcription by RNA polymerase II. The record is from RefSeq and is a predicted model, not a curated record. Gene Ontology annotation, molecular function: DNA-binding transcription factor activity, RNA polymerase II-specific; RNA polymerase II cis-regulatory region sequence-specific DNA binding. Bases 1 to 1404 code for a protein of 467 amino acids.